CACUUAGCUAGCUGUCUCCAACCUCACUCUCCUUCACUCUCCCUUUAAAUAUCCAUCUCUUCUCCACCACUUCUCCGCCGCCGUCUUCACCGCUACACCGCCCCCGAAAUGUCUCCCCUUCAUCUUCAUCUUCUCUUUCCUCUUUCACUUCUCCUCAUCCUUACAACCCAUAUUCAGGCGACAGGAUCAGCCUCUGUCCACAACCCCAAACUUCCACCGCCGCCUCUUUCCUCCUCCAAGAAAUUCGAAGGCUCCUCCGAUUUGGUCAAUCUUCGGUACCACAUGGGGCCGGUUCUCUCCUCCUCUCCCAUCAACAUUUACAUUAUUUGGUACGGCAAAUGGGCUCUUCCCCAGAAGAUUCUCAUCAAAGAUUUCUUGUCCUCCAUCUCCACCGCCGCUCCUUCGCCCUCCGUCUCCGAGUGGUGGCGAACCGUCUCUCUCUACACCGACCAAACUGCCGCCAAUGUCUCUCGCUCCGUCGUCGUCGCCGGCGAGUAUUCCAAUCUCCGAUACUCCCUCGGCACCCAACUCACCCGUCUCUCGAUCCAACAAGUCAUAGCCUCCGCCGUCAACUCCGGAUCUCUUCCCGUCGACCACCGCAACGGAAUCUAUUUAAUCCUAACAUCCGGCGACGUAAUUGUACAAGAUUUCUGCCGAGCCGUUUGUGGAUUUCAUUACUUCACCUUCCCAUCGAUGGUCGGUUACACGCUGCCGUACGCCUGGGUCGGAAACUCCGGCGAGCAAUGUCCAGAAGUAUGUGCUUAUCCGUUCGCCGUCCCGGGGUACAUAGGCCGAGGAGGGACGGUGGCUCUGUCGCCGCCGAACGGGGAUGUGGGGGUGGACGGAAUGAUAAGUGUAAUCGGACAUGAGUUGGCGGAAAUGUCAUCAAAUCCGUUGGUGAAUGCUUGGUACGCGGGAGAGGAUCCGACGGCGCCAACAGAGAUUGGGGAUCUGUGUGAGGGGUUGUACGGAAGCGGGGGCGGGGGAGGGUAUAUUGGAGCGGUGAUGAAGGAUAGAGAAGGGAGGAGUUAUAAUUUGAAUGGGGGAAAUGGACGGAGGUUUUUAGUGCAGUGGCUAUGGAGUCCGGUUUUGAAAGCCUGUGCAGGGCCCAACGCUUUGGACUGAGGAAGAAGAUGAAGUUUUCUUUUUUUCUUUUUCCUUUUUAAUUAAAUGGUAUAUAGAAAAUAAGGAUACUAAGCUUUUUGCUUAUGUUUUUUCUUUCUUUUUUUUUAAAAAAAAAAUACAAUAUACAUAGCAUAAGUAUACAUUUUAUUUUUGGUUGUUACUAUGCAACACCUAUUGUAAAUAAUAAACUUUGCUAAAAUAAUAAAAUUAAUAUUGUUUGAAUCGAA
Molecule: messenger RNA, 1352 nt
Organism: Cucumis melo (muskmelon)
Lineage: Eukaryota; Viridiplantae; Streptophyta; Magnoliopsida; Cucurbitales; Cucurbitaceae
Product: protein EXORDIUM-like 5
Exons: 1
Coding region: 109-1125 (338 amino acids)
Source: RefSeq, a predicted model, not a curated record